UCACCAUCAAAGCCUGUUAUGCCUCAGUCCGUUCAGUGGAGCAGGUGAUUGAUGGCAGGUCAGAGAAGCCAGUGCUUGUUUGAGGGGGAUACAUUUUGAGGCUGUGAUAUCAUCAAAGUUCAACGGCAAGGGAAAAUUUUGUGAAAAGAGGAUUGACAUAUGGUUAAGAUGUUUCCUCCAAUGACUAGAUGAAUUGACAUAUUUGUCGGGUUAAAAAGACAACCUCCUUUUAUGCAAAGGAAAUUUGUUGAAACCUUAAUAAAGGCAGCCCAAAAAAAUGACUACCAGGAAAUUUAUUCCAAAAUUUUUUGCCAAACCCUCUGAUGGCAAGAAAACCACUCAAGGGGAAACACCUACUGUGGACAAAGAGAAUUUUAAAGACAGUGAAUUUGAGGACUUUAGUAGCACCUAUAAGACCCAAAAGCUGCACAGGUCGAGAUCUGGGCGACUCAAGGAAUUCAGCAAACUCAGAUUAGCUCUAUCCAAAGAUACAUUUGAGGCUCCCUCAACUGCACAAAGUGCUCCUGUCACAUCAAUGUCGAAACCAGCCAGUGGAUUGGGUGGAAGAGAGCUGCCAGGGUUUGAGAAAAUGAGAGUCAGCCGGUCACUCCAGUCUCACAUUAACCCAUCUGCGGACGGCACCUCAGCACCUCCAAGAAAUUCAUCAGGGGAAGACAAUUUCAGAUAUGGUCUCGAUGAGAAUGAAAUAUUUUAAACACCCAUGACUUACUAUUUAGAUUUUUUUAUGCAGCCAUUUGGGAGGCAUCUUUUGUGAUUAUCAUUAUGUUUCUUAUUAUUAAAAUAGUUAUAAGUUUUGAAUUGUGAUUUAGGCAUUUAAGGUAAUAAAUAAAUAAAUGUGAGUGACCAAUGCACUUA
Molecule: messenger RNA, 876 nt
Organism: Thrips palmi
Lineage: Eukaryota; Metazoa; Arthropoda; Insecta; Thysanoptera; Thripidae
Exons: 4
Coding region: 278-715 (145 amino acids)
Source: RefSeq, a predicted model, not a curated record